CACCAUCGUCCCUUCGUUGUAAGCUUGCUCUUCAAGUAGAUCAUUACAAUCAUGCUAAGGCGACAACUGGGAUUGCAUGUCAAUGCCUCUAUAUUGUCUAGCAUACGAUUAAGGGCUACUGCUGUGAAUAGUGUAUCAAUCACCAGAAAUCGGUAUAUCUCCUACUCACCGAGACUUUCUACCCCGGCAAGCAAUUCGAAGCCUGGAUCUGCGGGAACGACAUCUUCAACUACCUCCUCUCCUAACUCUUCGCCGUCCUCUAGCUCUCCAGCUAGCUCAAGAGGUAAAAGUGCAAGAGAGUGGGUCAUCGUCGGAGCAACAGGUGGAGUAGCAGUAGCGGGUGCUUGGUGGUAUUUAACAACAUCUCCCAAUUCAAGCGAUUUGGCAAGUCAACAACAAAAGAGAACUUUCAGUAUGUCUCCACCACCUCGUACACAAUUCACAAUUCCAAUGCGUGCUCCUGACGGAAGUGUGGUACAUUCAAAACCAAUUUAUACUUUACAUCCCAACGAAGUGGAUCAUAAACUUCGCGAAUUUGAGAGCAAGACACAUGUCACUGAUGAAGCAUCGCAAUGUCUUGUGCAGCGGUAUGAAACGAAUAGCCUCGCAAGCAACUCCCCCAUCGAAGAUCGUCAUUCUCAAGUCAUCGUUCAAAGAGAUCGAGAAGCAGCAGGGAUGGAAAAGGAAAAAUUGGGCGAUUUGGCUUUCUUCGCUGUGAUGGAUGGUCAUUCCGGGUUUCACACCAGUCAACUUUUAUCGCAAAAGUUGAUUCCUUUGGUAGCCGUUGAGCUUGACAAAGUGAUUCGAGAAGCAGGUGAAUACGGUCAAAUUGCCAAAGCAAAGGCAACAUUACCUGCUAAACUUUGGCGUUCGAUCUUUGGCGGACCUGAAAGUGCUGCUUCUUCUGAGGCUUUGUCAACUUCUGGGCUUGAUGGCGACCCUGAAAUCAUAAAGAGAGCGAUUAGUAAAGCAUUCCGAGGAUUGGACAAAGAGAUCGUUAAUCGACCCGUUGGGUUGUUGAAGGAAUAUGAAUUAGCAAGAGAUGCAAUGAUUGGCAAACAGAAUGACGCAAAAGGAGAAAAGGAAAUCAAACGACUGUCCUCAUUAGCACAAAGUGUUUUCCCUCAAGGAAGCGCUUCAGGAUCAGCUGGUGAAGGAUACACAGUCACACAAAGAAGCGCAUAUGAGACCAUGCUGCCAGCUUUGAGUGGAAGUUGUGCAUUGUUGACGUAUAUCGAUACCAUGCGUGGAGAUAUAUAUGUCGCAUGUACAGGAGACAGCAGAGCGGUUGCAGGCUGGUGGGAUUCCGAUAAGCAGAGAUGGGAAGUCGAGGCGUUGAGUAAAGAUCAAACGGGCAGAAAUGAAGAAGAAGCAAAAAGGAUGCGAUCUGAGCACCCUGCAUCUGAAGCCGAACAUGUCAUCAUGCGUGGAAGAGUGUUGGGUGGUUUGGAGCCAACGAGAGCGUUUGGAGAUGCACGGUACAAAUGGGACAAAUCAUUGCAAGAGCGACUGUAUGAUGCAUUCUUACCACCUGAAUCUCGUACAUCCAUACGUGGACCGCCAAGGCACUUUUUGACACCACCUUAUGUUACCGCGGAGCCUGUUGUGGAAUGGAGGAGAUUAUCGCAGAAUAAAGGACGUCAAUUGAAGUUUAUCAUUAUGGCAACUGAUGGAUUGUGGGAUGAUAUCUCCAAUCAAGAUGCUGUUGGCCUUGUUGCUACACAUUUAUCAGGAUUCCGUGGAACUUUGGACGCCGCUGAAUUGCAAGCAAGAUGUUACACGGCCAACAACAAAGGUGUCACGGCAGGCGAAGGAGCAACAACGGAUCAAAUCGAUACAUCAGCCAAGGAGACAAAGAACAAGCAUCCUCUAUUGAAGGACAAGCUUUCUCGAUACGUUUUUGAAGAUGAUAAUUUGGCCACACAUUUGACAAGGAACGCUUUGGGCGGUGCGAACCGAGAACGUGUUGCGAGUCUAUUGGCCAUCCCAGCUCCACAUUCAAGGCGUUAUCGUGAUGAUAUAACGGUCAAUGUUGUUGUCUUUAAUCAGCCAAGCGAAUCAAGCACGACAAUGAAUGCAAAUACACCAGCAUCAAUCGCUGAGAUUACAGAACAAGCUCCAAAAGCAAAGCUAUGAUACAUGUGUUUUAAUUCUAUAAGAUUAUGAAAGCGAUGUUUUAAUUUUGAAAGGCUUCAUCUGCUCCUGAAAUUUUUUGGGCUAGAUCGCGUAUCCAUUGUGGCAUCGCUUGUACGAUUGUUGCUAAUCGAGCCAAAUAAGGACGAUAGAUGUAUGAGCUUUUGUUGAGAUGAAUGUUAUCCACGAUAUCUUCUGCCACCGAAUCGGGAUCUUGUAACGGCAUCAGAAAUCCACCAAUACUAGACAUCUUGUAUUUAGAGAAUAAAGGUGUUGUCAUUUGACCCAAAACCACAAUCGAUGUGCGAAUAUUUGGCUUGCGAUAUAUUUUAUCCAAUUCGUAUCGCAAUGAUUCCAUCAGACCUGUUAAAGCAUGUUUGCUGGCAACGUAAUCGCUCAAUCUACUGACGCCCAGAUAUGCCAUCACAGAAGAUGUUGCAACGAUAUGACCACGU
Messenger RNA from Meira miltonrushii, 2588 nucleotides. Its product is annotated as protein serine/threonine phosphatase 2C. Gene Ontology annotation, biological process: protein dephosphorylation. The record is from RefSeq and is a predicted model, not a curated record. NCBI's taxonomy places the organism in Eukaryota, Fungi, Basidiomycota, Exobasidiomycetes, Exobasidiales, Brachybasidiaceae. The transcript has a single exon. Gene Ontology annotation, molecular function: protein serine/threonine phosphatase activity. The coding region runs from base 52 to 2136 and encodes 694 amino acids.